ACCAGAGUCAUUCCCUUCAAUGCAUACCAACUUACAUUUCUCACUAUAACACAAUCUCACCAAGCCUUCUCUUCCAAAACUCAAACCAUACUGCUGAUACGAAAUGGCUUCCACUUCCCAAAAACAGUACAUGUUUGCUCUUUUCCUCGUCCUUGCAGUUGGCAUUUCCAAUGUGAUGUCCCGCAAGCUGCAUGAGACAUCCAUGCGAGAAAGACACGAGCAAUGGAUGGGAGAAUAUGGCAAAGUGUAUAAGGAUGCUGCAGAGAAGGAAAAACGUUUCCUGAUAUUCAAGGACAAUGUGGAGUUCAUUGAAUCAUUCAAUGCUGUUGGUAACAAACUUUACAAGCUUGGCGUUAAUCACCUUGCUGACCUCACAGUUGAGGAAUUCAAGGCUUCCCGUAAUGGACUCAAGAGGCCCCGUGAGCUUAGCACAACAACAUCAUUUAAGUAUGAAAAUGUUACUGCUAUUCCUGCAGCUAUAGAUUGGAGGCAAAAAGGAGCUGUUACUCCAAUCAAAAACCAGGGUCAAUGUGGGAGUUGUUGGGCAUUUUCAACAGUGGCAGCAACUGAGGGGAUCCACCAAAUAAGCACAGGGAAACUAGUAUCCCUCUCAGAGCAAGAGCUAGUGGAUUGUGACACAAAAGGAGUGGACCAAGGGUGUGAAGGGGGUUACAUGGAAGAUGGGUUUGAAUUCAUUAUAAAGAAUGGUGGAAUCAGCAGUGAGGCUAAGUACCCUUACAAGGCAGUUGAUGGGACAUGCAACAAAGCAGAUGCAGCCUCCCCAGUGGCUCAGAUUAAGGGCUAUGAGAAGGUUCCUCCCAACAGCGAGAAGGCACUCCAAAAAGCAGUGGCAAACCAACCAGUGUCCGUUUCUAUUGAUGCAGAUGGUGCAGGCUUCAUGUUUUACUCAAGUGGGAUUUACAAUGGAGAAUGUGGAACACAGCUAGACCAUGGUGUCACUGCAGUUGGUUAUGGCACAGCUAAUGGAACUGAGUAUUGGCUUGUCAAGAAUUCAUGGGGCACACAGUGGGGUGAGCAAGGUUACGUGAGGAUGCAACGUGGUAUUGCUGCCAAGCAUGGUUUAUGUGGAAUUGCCUUGGAUUCAUCUUAUCCAACUGUUUAAAUAGUUCACUUAUGUAUAUUGUGUUUCAUGAAUUGCUUUCUAGUAUCAACCUGUGACUCUGUCUAAAUGUAAACUUACAUGUUCAACCACUUUUUGUGUUAUGUUAUGGCAAAAAGUUUUAUAUCGGUCGAGUUGAGAUUAACGAUAAGAUAUAGUUUAUGCAAUUGCUUAUAAUACGAAAAACG
This is a messenger RNA of Cajanus cajan (pigeon pea), 1308 nucleotides long. Its product is annotated as senescence-specific cysteine protease SAG39. Gene Ontology annotation, biological process: proteolysis. The record is from RefSeq and is a predicted model, not a curated record. Lineage: Eukaryota; Viridiplantae; Streptophyta; Magnoliopsida; Fabales; Fabaceae. Gene Ontology annotation, molecular function: cysteine-type peptidase activity.